This is a messenger RNA of Brassica oleracea var. oleracea, 1087 nucleotides long. RefSeq names its product protein EXORDIUM-like 4. The transcript has a single exon. The record is from RefSeq and is a predicted model, not a curated record. Bases 79 to 951 code for a protein of 290 amino acids. NCBI's taxonomy places the organism in Eukaryota, Viridiplantae, Streptophyta, Magnoliopsida, Brassicales, Brassicaceae.
AGAUGCUCUAAAUAUAGCAUUUAACUGCUUCCAUAAACCUCAACUUAAAACACAAAACCUCUCUCUCUCUUCUUGGAUAUGGCCUAUACUUACCGUUUAGCCGCUCUUAUAGUACUCCUCUCCGCCACCGGUUUCUCCUCCGCUGCGUCGGUCGAGCAUAAACUGCUGAAGUUCAACGGCACUCUCUCCAAAGGAAACAUCAGUCUCAAUAUCAGCCUUUCAGUCCAAAAAAACAUCAAUCUCAAUAUCGUUUGGUACGGAAACUUCAAACCAAUCCAACGUGCCGUCAUCGUCGACUUCAUCCGCUCUCUCAACUCCCCCGCCGCCGCAAAAGGUCCCUCGGUCGAGUCGUGGUGGAAGACGUACACUGGCGGCGCGUCAACGAUCGUCCUCGGUAAACAGCUCCUCCUCGAGGACUACCCUCUCGGAAACUCCUUAAAAAAUCCCCACCUCCGAGCUCUGUCAGGCAAACUUAACGGAGGUGGUGUUGGGUUGAUAACCGCCGUUUUGACGGCGAAAGACGUGAGCGUUGACCGGUUUUGCAUGAACCGGUGCGGGACCCACGGGUCGAAGUCAAGCUCCGUGGACGGUGGAGCAUACCUUUGGGUUGGAAACUCUAAAAAGCAGUGUCCUGGCUACUGCGCGUGGCCGUUUCAUCAGCCGUUAUACGGACCUCAGACUCCGCCGUUGAUUGCACCUAACGGUGACGUCGGAGUUGACGGUAUGAUUAUAAACCUAGCGACGCUACUGGUUAACACCGUGACGAAUCAAGAAGCCGUCUCGACAUGUACUGGGAUGUUCGGGUCCGGUGCUUACCCGGGUUACCCGGGUCGGGUUCUCGUGGACAAGACUACCGGAGCGAGUUACAAUGCUUUGGGUCUCGCCGGUAGGAAAUAUCUUUUACCAGCUAUGUGGGACCCUCAAACUUCGAAGUGUAAGACUUUGGUUUAAAAGAGUCGUGGCAAGAGUGACUUGGGAGACGAAUAAAGUUGUAGAUAUAUAUCCCGUCUGGUUCGGGGAUUCUCUGUGAAAAUGUUUCUUUUUGUUGUUUUGUAUGGUAUGUGAAGAAUAAUAAAACCGAUUUUUA